Notechis scutatus (mainland tiger snake) is the source of this 1183-nucleotide messenger RNA. The record is from RefSeq and is a predicted model, not a curated record. NCBI's taxonomy places the organism in Eukaryota, Metazoa, Chordata, Lepidosauria, Squamata, Elapidae.
UUCCUGUCGGCGCCGACCCGGAGGGCGCGGCGGCGAGCGGUGCACCUGAGCGCCCGGGGGCUGCUGGGCCCGUGGCCGGUGCGCAGGGCCGAGCAAGGCGGGACCUCGGCCUGUCUGAAGUGGGCGUGGGGGUCGGCCAAGAAUGCAGGACUUGGAAUAAUGGAUUUAAGCUACAAGAAGGUGGAUUCAGGUUGAAUUUUACGGGGAAAAAGAAUCACUAAUGGUUGGUGUCCUUUAGCUUAAGCUCAUCAGCUGGAGGCAUCAUGAGCAGAAGCAAGCGUGAAAGUAACUUCUACAGUGUUGAAAUUGGAGAUUCUACUUUCACCGUAUUAAAGCGAUACCAGAAUCUGAAGCCGAUUGGUUCAGGUGCACAGGGGAUAGUAUGUGCAGCUUAUGAUGCUCUUCUUGAAAGAAAUGUUGCAAUCAAGAAACUCAGCCGACCGUUUCAAAAUCAAACACAUGCUAAAAGAGCCUAUCGAGAAUUGGUCCUCAUGAAGUGUGUAAACCACAAAAAUAUAAUUGGUCUGUUAAACGUGUUCACUCCACAGAAAUCACUGGAAGAAUUCCAAGAUGUUUACAUAGUGAUGGAGCUCAUGGAUGCCAAUCUCUGCCAAGUCAUCCAGAUGGAGCUUGACCACGAACGGAUGUCCUACUUGCUGUAUCAGAUGUUGUGUGGCAUCAAGCACCUCCACUCGGCUGGAAUCAUACAUAGGGAUUUAAAACCUAGCAAUAUUGUGGUGAAAGCUGACUGCACACUGAAGAUUCUAGAUUUCGGGCUGGCCAGAACAGCCGGGACCAGCUUCAUGAUGACUCCUUACGUCGUGACGCGCUACUACCGAGCACCAGAAGUCAUCCUUGGAAUGGGAUACAAAGAAAACGGUUAGGAGCCUCACGUUUCGAUUGCUAGACAGCGUCUUUUUGUCAUUCCAUUCCUUGGGUUCCUCUCUCAUCUUUUCAUGUGCCUCAUUUUAUGCUUUAUUUAGCUGUUAAAACCUAACGCAUUCUCAGAAUCUGCCGUGUGUUUAGUCUCAGUGUUUCGUGUUGGAAGCACCUUAAUGUUGAUGGUGUUGGGACAGUGCUUUUUUUUCUUAGUUUCUGUGUUCUUCAAAUGUGAAAAAUAACUUCUACUUCUAUAAAGCGGCUAAAAUUAAGCUUAACUACGCACAGGAAGCCGUUGCUUAAU